UUGACCAGCGUCGCAAGUGAGCGUCGCUCAUGCGCCCGGCAGAUCUCAGUCUUCCCUCGACUUGAUUUUUUUUUUUUUUUUUAAACACAACGACAAGGUUUUCUCAAGAGAAAACUACUUACACAACCUAAACAAGGAAUCUGUUCUUCUCCUGAGCCAAAAAGCGGUCGGUGAUGUCGCGAGACAUGUGGCAGCGGCGCGUUUGAUUUUCCUUGUCAUUUGUGUCUCCGCCGUGCAUAUUUUUCGGGAGGAAGGCUGAAAAUCAUCCUGAGACGUGAAGAGGCUGUCCACUAGAAGACAUUUGAGAGCUGGGCCGCAAACACCAUGUUGUCCUCGGACGAACCACUAGACCUGAAGCUUCCCUCAGGGCGGACGCGUUGUCCCCUCCGACUGGGAAAAAGAAGCUCAUCGUCCAUCUGCGCGCCGCUCGGCGCCCACUCGAGACCGCGGCUUAUUUACACCACGUACCCGUCGCCGCCCUCCUCGCCAGACUCCCAAUCCCCAUGUCACGAGCGCCCCGGACCCUGCUUCACCCCGCCAGCCAUGGACCUUAGCCUGUCACCUUCCUCCCGACAUGCACCCUCCCUAUCCCCCUCACCUUCGUCCCCUUCCCCUUCGUCCCCCUCAUCCCCCCGGAGCGGCGCUAGCCCUCGUCCACACCACUUCUCACAGGAGGCAGUGCUGCAAAGAGCGGAGAGUGACGCGUCCCCUCAGCGCUAUCCUUUUUAUCUGCCCAUCUCGAGCCCACCGCUGGGGUACGGCUUUCCGGCAUCUGUUUUCGGCGGCCAGAAGAGGGACAAGCAAGUUUCACCCGAGCCCUCAUUGGAUGCUCGGCUCGCGUGCCGCUGGAUUAAGUGCCACCUGCUGUUUGAAUCGCUGCAGGACUUGGUGGACCACAUCAACGACGCCCAUGUCAAACCGGAAAAGGAUUCGGGCUACUGCUGCAAGUGGCAGGGUUGCGCGCGCAACGGGCGGGGCUUCAACGCCAGGUAUAAAAUGCUGAUCCACAUCCGUACGCACACCAACGAGAAGCCGCAUCACUGUCCCACUUGCAACAAGAGUUUCUCCCGUCUAGAGAACCUGAAGAUCCACACGCGUUCACAUACAGGAGAGAAGCCGUACAUCUGCCCGUACGAAGGCUGCAGCAAACGCUACUCCAACUCCAGCGACCGCUUCAAGCACACCCGAACGCACUACGUGGACAAGCCCUACUGUUGUAAGAUGGCCGGCUGCCUGAAGCGCUACACAGACCCCAGCUCUUUACGCAAGCACAUCAAAGCGCACGGGCACUUUGUAAGUCAGGAGCCGGGCGUCGCCCCCAAGCCCAAGGUUGUGGCCGACCUCCCUUCCGCGGGGGGCACCCGGCUUGUGCACCCGGCGGCCGCCGCCGCGGCCCUACUGGGCGGCUUGGGGACCACGCUGCCCCUGUCGGCGUUGUGUCACCCCCGUGCGCCGCUCUUCUCCGUGGGAAGGGGACCCCUGGGUCCGCUCGGCCUGGCUGAUUCGCCACUUUUUCAUUUUGGACUUUCGGCAGCGUCUGUAUUGGGGCUGAGCGCUCUUGGGAGGCUGGCCGAGAGUGACGAGGGAGGCGCAGACGCUGAGGGGGAGGUAUUAAACCUGUCUGCGGGGACGCCCAGACUGAGGGAUCCACUGUCCUGGGUAGUUGUCCCACCGAGGGGGCUCCUGCUCAAACCAGCUGUUGUCAGCUAGGAUGGGCCUUUCUUCUCAUAAAUCAUAAGGGGCAUAUAGCUUGAGCUAUACAGUGCUUAACAAAAUGGUAAUUCUAUGCCAAAUCGCUAGAAUAUGGUGGCAAAUGUCAGGCAAUUUACAAAUUCCAAAUGCUUUGCUAAGGUAAAAAAAAAAACAAAAACAAAAAACACAAAAACUCAAAAUCUGCAACUCAAACACAAAAUGACCACAUGACAUGUAGAUUCACAACAGAAGAAGACUUAAAAUGGAAGCAGACUAACACCGGUAGUAGGCAGAGGUGAGUAGAGUAGCUCAAGAUAUUACUCAAGCAAAAGUAGUCAUCCAAAAGUAUUUAGUAAAAAUAAUACUCAAGUAAUGAGUAGGGCUGCAGUUAUUGAAUUUUUUAGUAGUUGAUUAAUCUAGAAAGACAGCGAAAACGAAAAUUGGUAUUUGGAAUGUGGCAAAAUGGAUUUUGCCAUGCGUUUUUUUUUUUUUUUUGGUACGUGGCAAAAUUGAUUUUGCCAUGUGGCAAAAUGUAUUUGGGCAUGUGGAAUUUUUUUGGUAUGUGGCAAAAUCAAUUUUGCCAUGUGGCAAAAUGUAUUUUGGUAUGUGGAAUUUUUUGGGAUUUGGAAAAAUGGAUUUUGGUAUGUGACAUUUUUCUUUUGGUAUGUGGCAUUUUUUUGGUAUGCGGCAAAAUAGAUUUUGGUAUGCGGCAUUUUUUUUGGGGUAUGCGGCAAAAUGGAUUUUGGUAUGUAGCAUUUUUUUUGGUAUGCGGCAAAAUGGAUUUUGGUAUGUGGCAUUUUUUGGGGUAUGCGGCAAAAUGGAAAUGGAAAACAUUUUGGCAUAUGGCAAGAAAAUGCCGCAUGCCCAAAUCCAUUUUGCCACAUACCAAAAAAAGCCACAUGGCAAAAAAAAAAAAAAAAAAAAAAAAAAAAAAACACCUAGCAAAAUCCAUUUUGCCAAAUACCCAGAAAAAUGCCACAUGGCAAAAUCAAUUUUGCCACAUACCAAAUACCAAUUUUCGUUCUCCGCCCUGCUGUUAAUCUAUCAACUAGUCAGUUCGAACAUUUAAUGUGUUGCAGAAUAAAUUUUAGGAGAUGUAAAACAAAGACUUGCUAAGAUUGCACUUUUCAAAAAAGCAUUAAAUGCAAACACAAAAUUCCCGAGUGUUUCUUCAAACUAUGCAAAAUUGCACUUUCAUUUUUAAAAUAAAAUACCUGAACUUACCCUUAAACAGUAUUAAGAAAAAAAUAAAUGAAGACCUAAGUACAACAAAGGAACAAUUGGCUACCUUGCACAGCAAUAGUCCGCUAGCUUAAAUGGUAUAUAAUGCUAACGUUUAUUUGUUACAAUACUCUUAACAAAUCAGUCAAACAUGUUCUCACAAAAACAGCCAAAUAUACUUAUAAACUAAAUUACGAAUGCAUAAAAAAAAACAUUAGCUUAUUUUGGUCUUAACGGGGAGCAGCUGGAUUCAGCUGUGUCAAAUGAGUUAAGUCAUAUUUACUGUUGCCACUAGAGGGCACCGUAUCCACCCAAAUCAAUCAAACUAAAUGCAAACACUUUCAAAACAAACUAUUAUAACGCCAUUUAGAUUAAACAAAUACUCGAAGCAGCAAGAUUCUAAGGUUUUUGUAAUCGAAUUACUCGAGUUAAUCGAUUAAUCAUUGCAGCACGAGUCAUGAGUAACAUUUGAGUAGCUGCUUACAAUUUCAGAAUUUUUUGUAAACAAUGCUACAUAUUUUUUUCUCAUUGAAAAUGGUUCAAAUUUUCACAACUAAUUCCUAGAUAUGGUAAGAAGAGACACACACAUUGAGAGUGUUUCGUGUGACGUAUUUGCAGAUUUAUGACAUUCAAACAUUUAUGACGUUUCUCUUAAAUUUGGCACGGAAUUGUCCAUUUAGGAAUUUAAGCUCAAUAGAUUUGUUAAGCACUGUAUGUCUAUGUAAACAGUCUUUACGAGGGAUGCAAACAUUCCAGUGUUCAAAGUGUUAAUAUAAUGAUUAUUUUGCACUUUUAUCAUACUUAAACUCUUUGCAUAGACAAACUAGAAACGGAGGAUGAGAGCUUUUGAAGAUUUUUUCAUCCUGACAUGUUGCAGCGGACAAUCAACAAGCCUUUCGCCAUUCGACAAGCCUCGCAGGCGCUUUCGCUGUUUUUAGAACCGAAAACGUAAAGUAAAAAGCGGAAUUGCAGGCGCAACGAGGAAACAAACUGUCAUUUACACGUGACUAACGACUAACCCUGUGGAGAUUAUUACUGUUCUACUAGGGGUGUAUCUAUUUUCAGGGAAAUUGCAAAGGAGCAGAAAAUGCUUCAAAGUAUAGUUUCAAUACCGCGACAUGUGCAUGUGUGGACUAAACUAUUGGGAUGGAUCAAAAGGUCGAAAAAAAUCAACUUCAUACAAAUUCCUAGAGAAAUUUUUCUACUGCUUUCAAUGUCCCAAUACUUUUGUCCAGGUUUUAUGCAUGUUUAAAAAUGUAAACUACGAGGUUCACGUAUCGUCGUACGUUUGAAACCGAGACUUUUUUGUGUGUGUCUGUUGUCGUUCUGGUCACAGUGUAAUGUUUGAAGGCACCAGAAUUGGCACAUUGCUGUAGUUUUCGAUCUAUAAGUCGCACCAGCCCAAAGAAAUACACAGUAACCCUAAUCUGGACAAAAACAUGUAUAAAUAUAUGUAUGAGGAAUUCAAAGAGCAAACAUUACUGUUAGAGUAAUAAUUUACACUGCUGGCCAAAAGUAUUGGCAUGCCUGCAAUUCCGUCAGAUAAUGCUCAAUUUCUCCCAGAAAAUGAUUGCAAUUAAACAAAUGCUUUGGUAGUAAUAUCUAGGGUUGUUCCGAUCAUGUUUUUUUUGCUCCCGAUCCGAUCACGAUCGUUUUAGUUUGAGUAUCUGCCGAUCCCGAUAUUUCCCGAUCCGAUUGCUUUUUUUUGCUCCUGAUUCAAUUCCAAUCAUUCCCGAUAAUUUUUCCCGAUUAUAUACAUUUUGGCAAUGCAUUAAGAAAAAAAUGAAUAAAACUCGGACGAAUAUAUACAUUCAACAUACAGUCAGUGGCGGUCCUGGCUACUUUCGCGCCCUGGGCGAACCACCCCAUCAGCCCCCCUACCGACAUCGAUCUUUUGUCUUGGUUUUUACGUUGUAUUGAUUUAAAUGUGAUUUUUAUGAUCUUCAUGUGAUGUAAAGCACUUUGAAUUGCCUUGUGUUGAAUUGUGCUAUAUAAAUAAAUUUGCCUUGCCUUGCCUUGCCUUGAGGAUUUAUUGUCAUAAUAAACAAAUACAGUACUUACGUAUGUUGAAUGUAUACUGUAUAUUCGUCAGACUUUUAUUCAUUUUUUUCUUAAUGCAUUGCCAAAAUGUAUAUGAUCGGGAAAAAUUAUCGGGAAUGAUUGGAAUUGAAUCGGGAGCAAAAAAAAAAAGCAAUCGGAUCAGGAAAUAUCGGAAUCGGCAGAUACUCAAACUAAAACGAUCGGAUCGGGAGCAAAAAAACAUGAUCGGAAAAACCCUAGAGCUAGUCUUUGAUAAUUCCCAUAAUUUAUCUCUCCUUUCUGUAACAACCCGUGUCUUCCUUGACUGACACCCUGAUCUGUUAAUAGACUUACUUUUUAAAGACUUACAAAAGUGCGACUUAUAGUCUGGAAAAUACGGUAAUCAUCCACUGACAAGGAUCUCCAUGGGGUCUGCUCAUAUUGUAGCUUUUCUACGAGUUACAUUGGAGACUUGUUUUACAGUUACAAGUACAAGAUAAACAUAGGAAGAAAUUUGUAGAAGAAAAAAACAAAAAAAAGUUCUAUGCUAUUUUUCUGACAACGGCUACAUGUAGCCCGUUUGUGUUUUGUUAUCUCAUAUUCAGUAUUUUUGAUGUUGCCCAAAUGUGCCUUGUGUUUUUGACCAAAAUGUAUCUCACACUAUCUGAAAAAAAUAUUAACGCUUUAAAAAAGUGUAUUUGUGUACUUUUGUAUUCCUGUAACGACCGACUACAUGUGACUUGUGCAUCUGAGUCGCUGAUGUUUUCCAAAUGACGUUGAUGUAAUGUCAAUAAAGACGAAUA
Molecule: messenger RNA, 5735 nt
Organism: Corythoichthys intestinalis (scribbled pipefish)
Lineage: Eukaryota; Metazoa; Chordata; Actinopteri; Syngnathiformes; Syngnathidae
Product: zinc finger protein GLIS2-like
Exons: 7
Coding region: 325-1710 (461 amino acids)
Biological process (GO): regulation of transcription by RNA polymerase II
Cellular component (GO): nucleus
Molecular function (GO): DNA-binding transcription factor activity, RNA polymerase II-specific; RNA polymerase II cis-regulatory region sequence-specific DNA binding
Source: RefSeq, a predicted model, not a curated record